CCCUACGAAGGAUGUCGUCCAGAAUGUGUUCUCAACUCGGAUUGCCCAUCGAACAGAGCUUGCCUUAGAAACAAAUGUCAGGAUCCGUGUCCGGGAACUUGUGGACAAAAUGCUGUCUGUCAGGUGGUCAACCACUUGCCAUCGUGUACCUGCCUCCCGGGCUUUGAAGGAGAUCCUUUCAGAUAUUGUAAUAUUCAACAAAACGAGCUAUACGUGAAUCCUUGCCAGCCAAGUCCUUGUGGCCCGAACAGUCAAUGCCGAGAGGUUAACGGGCAGGCAGUUUGCUCUUGUCUGCCUACUUAUAUCGGCUCUCCCCCCGGAUGUCGCCCCGAGUGCGUUGUGAGCUCCGAAUGCGCCCUGGAUAAGGCCUGCGUUAACCAGAAGUGCGUUGACCCAUGCCCUGGAACAUGUGGAACCAAUGCUCGAUGCAAUGUGAAUAACCAUAGCCCCAUUUGCUCGUGCCAAUCCGGAUACACUGGAGAUCCGUUCACUAGAUGCUACCUUAUACCACCUCCUGUGCAAGAUACCCCAAUCGUUGUGAGGAAUCCAUGCGUUCCUUCUCCGUGCGGUCCUAAUUCGCAAUGUCGCGAUAUAAAUGGAUCUCCAUCCUGUUCAUGUUUGGCCAACUACAUUGGAUCUCCUCCCAAUUGUCGACCGGAGUGCUCGAUCAACUCGGAAUGUCCUAGUAAUCGCUGCAUGAACGAAAAGUGUCGAGAUCCGUGUCCCGGGUCGUGUGGCAUCAAUGCAAGAUGCAACGUAAUCAACCACACUCCAAUAUGCACCUGCGAGGAAGGCUACACAGGAGAUCCUUUCACAAGUUGCCGUCCAAUGCCUCCCCCACCGCCAAAAUCGUUAGGUGACGAUCCGUGCAAUCCAUCGCCUUGUGGAGCGAACGCACAAUGCAACGAUGGUGUUU
Messenger RNA from Anopheles bellator, 916 nucleotides. Its product is annotated as cadherin EGF LAG seven-pass G-type receptor 2-like. Lineage: Eukaryota; Metazoa; Arthropoda; Insecta; Diptera; Culicidae. The record is from RefSeq and is a predicted model, not a curated record.